Rhea pennata is the source of this 1163-nucleotide messenger RNA. RefSeq names its product translocator protein (gene TSPO). Bases 92 to 595 code for a protein of 167 amino acids. The record is from RefSeq and is a predicted model, not a curated record. NCBI's taxonomy places the organism in Eukaryota, Metazoa, Chordata, Aves, Rheiformes, Rheidae. Gene Ontology annotation, molecular function: cholesterol binding. Gene Ontology annotation, cellular component: endoplasmic reticulum; membrane. The transcript is spliced from 4 exons.
GCCGCCCGCUCCGCCCCGCUCCGCCCCGCCCCGCCCCCGGCAGAGAGGCGCGACGGGCAGCGCGGCGCGGGAGCGCAGGUUCACCAUCUCAAUGGAGGCAGUACCAGGCUGGGUCCCAGCAGUGGGUUUCACACUCUUGCCCCACACAGGAGGAUUCUUAGGAGGCAAGAUAACCAAAAAGGAGAUCCCAGUGUGGUAUGAAUCUCUACAGAAGCCAUCCUGGCGUCCACCUAACUGGGUGUUUGCACCUGUUUGGGGAACUCUCUAUACAUCCAUGGGAUAUGGCUCCUACCUGGUGUGGAAGGAACUGGGGGGCUUCAACGAAAAGUCUGUGGUUCCCCUGGGUCUGUAUGCAGGGCAGCUGGCAUUAAACUGGGCAUGGACUCCCAUAUUUUUUGGAGCUCACAAAAUGGGAUGGGGUUUGGUGACUCUCCUACUCACCACUGGUACAGCAACAGCUACAACUGCUUCCUGGUAUAACAUCAACAGAACAGCAGCGUAUUUGAUGGUUCCUUAUUUAGCUUGGUUAACCAUGGCUUCUGUGCUGAACUACCGUAUCUGGAAGGACAAUCGCAACAAGAAACAAGCUGAAUAAAGAAUUCUCUUAGGAGAGAGAGAUCAGCCAAAAGAUGUUUUUUAAAGUUUUCUAAAAUCACCUUCCUGUGUUUUUAGCUGAACUACUUAAUGCUAUUAGGCAAAGUGACUGCUAAUUACUAUUUGACAGAGCAGUACUUGUUCAAAACAAAUGUGUCUUUACUAGACAAGUCACAAAGUCACAAGGUGCAUGCCUUGGUGAGUUUUAUAGCACAAUAGAAGAUAGUGAUUAAAAAAAAUACUAGUUUUUCUAUAUUAUACCAUUACAGUUUGUAUGACAACAGCAUUUUAACUAAAAAUGAGCACAAAUUACAACUUCACUAUGUUCAGAGGUAGAAGUCAACAAUCAACAAACAUAACUAUGGCCUGAAUCUUUUAUAUGUUUACCACUAGACAGUGCUUUAGUGUGGUGAAGUACUCAUCCCGCUAGAGCUGCCAGGUAUUUGUCCUUCAAUCAUUAUAUUCUGGAAAUACUUAAGAUCAAAUCUUUUUCAGAAUUUGUGCCUUCCCACUUUAAACCAUAGUAUAAUCUAAAGGUCAGCUAUAUGUAUUAAACUUCAUAUAACUUA